This is a messenger RNA of Dicrocoelium dendriticum, 3974 nucleotides long. The record is from the annotation of a GenBank genome assembly. NCBI's taxonomy places the organism in Eukaryota, Metazoa, Platyhelminthes, Trematoda, Plagiorchiida, Dicrocoeliidae.
AUGCCGCUGUCCACACGUAUGCAACAACCCAACUUGUCCAAUUCGACCGAUACCAAGGCGGAUGAUGAACAUCAAGUGAUCCCAAACAAACGACCUCGUUGUGUUACUCCCUUUCUCAACACCGGUCUGGCGCAACAGACAACUGUAAAUCAUUCAGAUGGUAUCACUAGCGGCCUGGGCUCGCAUCUAAUAGGACUGCAACCGGAAAUCACGUUUCGUAUGCUGCUAGACGCUGAUCUCUCCGCCACUGUCGGUGAGAUUGCUGAGAAAGAGAACGUACACGAUCGUUCGCCUCAGAUGGGUGACUCAUUCAAUGAGCGAGUGAGUGCACCCACUUGCAAACUAGAGCAACCAAAUUCUUUGACUUUCUCCACAGCAAAAUGUGGCAUCACUCCGACUAUGGAUUACAAACCUGUGGACCAUUUCUCACGUGCGUUAGAUCAAGCGGACAGUAACAUGUACGGAUGUAAAAUUCCUGUAUCAUCCACAAGCGGAUCCGCACUGCACGUUCCUCAGUUCCCUGUACUGAGUCACUUUGGGUCAUUGGGAACGGGGUCCCUCCAUCCCAGCAACACAGACAGCUUCAAUUCAGCAUAUCCGUUUACUGGUCCACCCGUAUCAAUCAACCCAGCCUCACCGAUUUUCCCACCUCCCCCAAGCCACCUGUCCUCCUUCACCCCACUGGCAGCGGGCACCUCUACUGCCACCGGCGGUUCAUUCUACCCAGCUGCGGCGGUUGCGGCCGCUGUGGUCCACUCGCUUGGCUCCACAAACACUGCUUAUGAUCAGUUUUACCAAUCCGCCUUAUCACCACUCUCCACCGCUGCAGUUCCAGGAUCGAACGCACACGAAAAGUGCUUGCCCCCGUAUCCACACUUGGCUAGUGGUGGCGCUGGCGCUGUAAGAAUCCAACAACCUCUGUGCUCACUCCACGAGUCAUUUUCCUCCAUUGCGGAUUACACCCAUUCGAAGCAUAAAGCUCAUACCAAUAGUCAUGGCCAGACCGAUUCAGACCCAAAACAGAACUCCCACAAAGAAUCUCUUCCGGUGUCCCAUGGAAGAGUGUUAGAAGAUAGGCUCUGUCAAUCGGCCAAAUUGGACACAAAAGUCUCAACCCAGACGCACCAUGACCAUCCUCCGCCUAUCAGUGACAAUGGUGGUAACAUCUUAAAUGCAGAAUUGGCGCGCACCGACGAUCUACCAUUGUAUGCCGCGUCUUCGUCUCAUGCAACAGGUUUUUACGAGCAACGAUUGUCCUCUUCUGUAGAGCACCAUCACCGCGUCCAAAAUUUGGACACUAGCUACAGCCAUUUGUUUGGUACAGCCCGAUUACAUCCGAACCUGCAAACCACCGACUUACCCGACACCCACCGUUCCUGCGACUCAUUUGAGUCUUCAUCAAACACGUGUGCAGGCGGCUUCGAUCGCUUGCAGUAUGUGCAACGAAAAAGUUCUUCCACGACGACGUUCGUAUCAUCCUCUUCACGAAGCUUCAAAUCACAUGCGCUGAGUAAACACCUGAGACACUCCACCGAAUCUACUGGAUCUGUUCUUCCGCCUGUCGCCUCGGAAGGUGGCGAGGGAACGCCAAAAAGCUUACCCCCACCACCUCAAGAUGUUACAUCCAACACAGACGUGGUCCAUUUCGAGCCACUCGGCGUACUCACUCGGCAGAUGAUGCGCACCUACUUGACUGACAGACGAGAUCAAGUGCUGGUUAUUCUACACGCUAAAGUUGCACAAAAAUCUUACGGUACAGAGAAGCGAUUCUUCUGUCCUCCGCCAUGUGUUUACCUUCGCGGUGAGGGAUGGAGUCUGUCUACAGAACCACAUGGCACAGCUCAGAAUGAUAGUUCAAUCAAUAUUGACGUGGAGACAGAAUUGCAGCCUCCGCAAGAGCCAACGAUGCACUCUGUUACUGCCCAGUCAAGUUACGUGCACACAGGAGGAUCAAAUUCGAGUCAUACGUUGACAGCCACCUCAAAUACAACUUCAUCUGAUCUGUCUCUACUUCCAUCCACUCAAAUACUGGCGUUUAUGGGGAUCGGCGGGUCUACUGCUCCCCAAGACAUGGUUCAGCUGAAUUUGGAACAAGGCCGUGAUUAUUCAAAUGCAAAAACACUGUUCAUUUCGGAUUCAGAUAAGCGAAAAUAUUUUAUGCUCGUAUUAAAAAUGUUCACCGCGGGUGGAAGGGAUCUGGGUCAAUUCCAUUCCAGGCGCAUAAAAGUGAUCUCGAAACCGAGCAAGAAAAAGCAAUCAUUAAAAAACACUGAUCUGUGCAUUGCUUCCGGGACAAAAAUAGCUCUCUUCAAUCGUCUACGCUCACAGACCGUGAGCACACGUUAUUUGCAUGUUGAAGAUGCGAGUUUUCACGCCAGCUCCAGUCGAUGGGGCGCUUUCACCAUCAACUUGUUGGCCGAUGACGAAGGUGAAGCAGAGCAAUUUACCGUGCAAGAUGGCUACAUUCACUAUGGACACACUGUAAAAUUGGUUUGCGCAGAAACUGGAAUGGCUCUACCCCGUUUGAUUGUGCGGAAGGUGGACAAAACUACCGUUCUUCUGGACGCCGACGAUCCAGUGAGCCAGCUGCACAAAUGUGCAUUUCAUUUAAAGGAUACAAACGGGAUGUAUUUGUGUCUCUCACAAGACAAAAUUGUCCAAUUACCGGCUACUUUCUGCAAGGACAAUCCGACAAGGGAGACGAUUAGCGAUUCAGCGGCAUGGACCAUCAUAAGCACUGACCGAGCUGAGUACCGUUGGUUCGAACCAAGUCGCCUAGUUCUGCCCGAUGGUACUCAGCCGCAGCUCAGCCCACUUACCACUCCGAUCACUCCUGUGCCAUUGGUACGCGAUAUACGAGUGAACGGUGGUGGCGAUGUGGCAAUGGUGGAGCUGGUCGGAGAGAAUUUCAAUCCGAGACAUCAAGUUUGGUUCGGUGAUGUCCCUGCACAAACGUUCUACCGAUGCGAGGAGCUACUGUUGUGCUUCGUACCAGACAUUUCCGAAUUCUUUCAUGAUUGGACUUACAUUCAGAAAGCAUUGGAGGUACCCAUCACCCUAGUUCGACACGACGGUGUGAUCUACUCCAGCGGUUUAACGUUUACCUACCAUCCCGAGACAGGACCAAGACAACAUUGCCAGCCUGCCUUGGAUAUAAUCCGAGCAGUCACUCUGGUCGCUGCUGCUGCUGCCAAUUCCAAAAACUCACCGAACCAAUCAAGUGAGACACCCGGCUCAUCAAAUGAACAUGGUGACCACCCCGGUGCCGCGCACUUUAGCAAUCCAAGUAUGUAUAGUGCCGAGGUUUCACAUAAUCCCGGGGAGAUGAGUUCCACGGAAACCAGCCAUCCAUAUUUCCCAUCAGCACAAAUGAAUGACCCUGCAAUGUACACAGACGUAACAAAUAACACAUCGAGAAGCGCACAAUUUUACACAGAUGAGCUUCUAUCCAGGUUUUCGGGCGCCACCAGCAAUCCGAGAAUCCCAUCUACACUUGUUUACGGAUUCCAAUCAUCGACAGAUACUGUGUAAUGGUUUUUGUACUGCAUCGACCAUCACAAAUACAAGGGGCAGGCUCGAACUGAAUGGAUGAUCCUCUACGUCUUCCUUCUACGAACAGUGCAAUCUUCACAACAGCCCAUGAUGUUGCACUGUCUGCGUUCCUACACAAUGGAAUGAGCACACCGAAGAAGUCCCCCUAUCCUGAUCGAGCGUUUCUUCUCUGAUCUAUUUACUUGUACAGUUCUUUCACCUCACUAAACUUGAGACACACAAUUUGAUCGACUUUUGGUGACCUAACUCAGCUAACUUGAAGAACUGUUCCGUGAUUUCUGCCUCCUUUUCCAACAUUCAUACCAUUUAGGUGGGCGCGAAAACUGGCGAACGGGAGCAGUCUCGUACAAAUGGAGGCGGUGCCCUUACAAGCCAACUUUCAAAGUUCGCAUUCGUGAGCAAUAAAACCGUAUUUUGCAAGG